AGCUUUGAAUGCAUGAGAGGUGAAAAAUGGGGAUCAUGACGUCAGUCAUUUAACCAGGAUGGACUCAACAGAGUUAAUAACACCUUUAAUGGCCACGAUGCCAGCCACUGUACCACCAAACUCUUCUCUGGACAACGUCAACCAAACCUCUUCUUCCUCGCCGAAAUCUCCUCCUCUGCUUCCUCACUCACAAGUGGUGUCGGUCCUCAUCGUGCUUGUUGUCACAGUCAUCAUCCUGGGGACUGUGGUUGGAAACGUGUUGGUUGUGGUGGCGGUGUUCACCAGCCGUGCUCUGCGGGCACCUCAGAACCUGUUCCUGGUGUCCCUCGCAUCAGCUGACAUCCUGGUGGCCACGCUGGUCAUUCCAUUUUCUCUGGCUAACGAGGUCAUGGGUUACUGGUACUUUGGUUCCACCUGGUGCUCCUUCUACCUGGCUCUGGAUGUUCUCUUUUGCACCUCCUCCAUCGUUCACCUGUGUGCCAUCAGCCUCGACCGCUACUGGUCCGUCACUAAAGCUGUCAGCUACAACCAUAAACGGACACCAAAGCGAAUUAAAGCCAUGAUCAGCAUUGUGUGGCUUAUAUCUAUUGUCAUCUCAUCUCCGCCACUCCUCAUGACUAAGAAAGAGGAGGCCCAGGAGUUUGGGGCAAAGCAGGUGGAGGAAGAGACGCACAAACAGGAGUGUCUCCUCAACAAUCAGACCUGGUAUAUUCUCUCCUCCUGCCUGGUAUCCUUCUUCGCCCCAGGAAUUAUCAUGAUACUUGUUUACUGCAAGAUCUACCGUGUUGCCAAGCAGCGAGCUUCAACCGUGUUUGUGGCAAAGAACGUGAUGGAGCGCCAGCCGUCGCAGUCUGAGACCUGCUUCGUGGGGAACACUGGGACCUGCCAAAGAGUGAGUGCAGGUUGUGGUAAAUCCCGGUACGAGCUGGACAGCCCAUGCCCGGCGUACCGACACAGUUCCUCUGCUGCAGACAGCAACAGCAGCAGUCACCGACGAGGAGAGCUGGACGAUAUUGACUUGGAGGAGAGGAGUAGCUCAUCUAAAACAAAAAGCUCCUUGUCUUCUUUUUCCUCUUCUCUUCGAUUCCCCAGGAGAGCCGGCGGCAGGGUGAAGGUGGAGGAGGGAAUGGAUGCUGAGGGAACAGCUUCCAGGCUGAAGCCUCCUGCUCCUCCUCCGGCCUGUGCCUCCAUAUCAUGGGCAUCGACUGACCACUGCUCCCAUCACCUCCUCCUCCCUUCUCCUCUGCCUCUCCGCCGCAGGCAGAUGUCGCUGUCCAAAACGAAAGUGGCGCAAAUGAGGGAGAAGCGCUUCACUUUUGUUCUGGCAGUGGUGAUGGGGGUUUUUGUUCUCUGCUGGUUUCCGUUUUUCUUCACCUACAGUCUCCAAGCUGUUUGCAGAGAGAACUGCACCAUCCCAGACACACUCUUCAAUCUCUUUUUCUGGAUUGGAUACUGCAACAGCUGCCUGAACCCCAUCAUAUACACAAUAUUUAAUAGGGACUUCAGGAGGGCCUUCAAAAAGAUUUUAUUUCAAACUCACAAACACACGUAA
Messenger RNA from Myripristis murdjan (pinecone soldierfish), 1552 nucleotides. Its product is annotated as alpha-2Db adrenergic receptor-like. The record is from RefSeq and is a predicted model, not a curated record. Bases 59 to 1552 code for a protein of 497 amino acids. Gene Ontology annotation, molecular function: epinephrine binding; alpha2-adrenergic receptor activity. NCBI's taxonomy places the organism in Eukaryota, Metazoa, Chordata, Actinopteri, Holocentriformes, Holocentridae. Gene Ontology annotation, cellular component: plasma membrane. The transcript has 2 exons. Gene Ontology annotation, biological process: regulation of smooth muscle contraction; G protein-coupled receptor signaling pathway; platelet activation.